CCGAAUAUAACGGGCAUAUUGGGAAAAAAAAAAUUGUACAGUACACCGAAUUCUACUGCAUUCUGUUUUAGUGUACUCUUUACUGCAAGAAAAUACCCGGCUUAAAUAUAACGGGGAUGAAUUCACAAUGCAGAUGUUAAGACGCUCCUCCUUCUUCUUCAAUAGUUCGUUGUAUUAUUAGAAAUUCUAACAGAAACGUUUAAACACUCUUUAUUAAGGGUGCCGUGUGUGGUUGUCUGCGUGCAGCCCGGUGGCUCCGAGGGAGUUAAAUUAAGGGAGACGAGAGAAAACCGGAACCGGACGCGGGUGCUGCCGGGUUACCGCUCGCUGCCUGCCCCUCACUGCUUGUACUCUGUUUUUACCCCGUUCCCAAGAGUUCCCGAAAGGACAUUCUCUGCGCCCCAUGUGAUUACGGCGCCACUUCAGUUCCACACACAACAUAAGUGUGAAACUUUGCCCGCAGGCGGUGUAGCACGCGCGCAUUAAAUGUCGUAUUCCACGCGCGCGCCUGUCUGUGUGUGUGUGUGUUCGCGUUCGCAGCCUGAUGACUCUGAGCAGCACGCCCCUGCCGCACUGCUGUCGCCGGACAACUGAGCUCGGACCCCGGAUCCGCUCAUGACUCUGCUGACGCGGGUCGCGCGCCUCCUCGAGCCGCAGUGGCGCGGCCGCUUCGCGCGCUGCCUGCACAUGUCGGCGGGCGGGAGGAGCGCGAGCGCGAGGCGGCUGCGCGUCCUCGUGGACAUGGACGGAGUGAUCGCCGACUUCGAGGGCGGAUUCCUGAAGAAGUAUCGGGCUCGGUACCCCGCGGAGCCCUAUGUCAGCCUGGAGGAGCGCAGGGGCUUCUGGGUGUCCAGCCAGUACGGGCAACUCCGCAGCGACCUGUGUGAAAAAGCCAUCAGCAUUUGGGAAUCAAAGAACUUCUUCCUGGAGCUGGAUCCUCUCCCGGGGGGUUUGGCCGCUCUGAAGGAGAUGUCUAAGAUGGAAAACACCGACGUGUUCAUUUGCACAAGUCCCAUAAAGCAUUACCACUACUGUCCGUACGAGAAGUACGCCUGGAUAGAGAAGCACCUGGGAUAUGAGUUCCUGGAGCGCACCAUCCUGACCAGGGACAAGACCCUCGUGUCCGGGGACCUUCUCAUCGACGACAAGCCCGACAUCCUUGGUGCGGAAGCGAACCCUGCGUGGGAGCACGUCCUGUUCACGGCGUGCCACAACAAACACCUCCCUCCCUGCCCGUCCCGCCGUCGCCUGCUCUCCUGGGACGACGACUGGAGGGCGCUGCUCGACAGCAAGAGACGCUGAGGACACGCUGAGGGGCCUCAACCGGAGCGACCGGCCCGACCGCACCGGGCAACACAAACGCCUGGGUGCGAACCGCUUCCCUGCCUGGACGCACUUGCCGAACACAAAUCCAGUGGUGGUGCACACGCCCGACAGGUGGUGGUUGGUGCUUGUCUCAUAUGCCUCCCGCUUGGUGAUAUAUGUAUUUAUACUUGGAGAUGAGCAUGAUUUUUAACCGAACCCCCGACCUCUAGCGUAGCUCUGGGGCAGACCGAGUCGGUAACCCGGCUACUGAGCUGCGUCAGAACACCUGCUGGUUUCCCCCAAUGGGACACCUCCGUUUUGUGCGGUUCCUGUGUUUCUGUUGUUUUGUCUCACACCCACACCCACACACGCGCACACACACACAUCCAAGGGCCUCUAUAAGUAUAUUAGAUAUGCUCCUGUUUUCAGGCGCGUUUCCCAAACACACAAACAGGGAGAUAGAUGUCAAUCGAAAGGGACACAAAUCACAGAGCGCUCAUCUGUUUCAGGGCACAAAUGACAUUUUUAUGGAUGAUGUGUCUCCCCCUCGGUGGCAAAUAUAGAAUAAUAUGGCAAAUACGAAGGCGGAUUCGACAGUGAUCCUGCAGCCGCUGCGCUUUUAGCGCUCGCACCAGGGGAGCGGUGCAGCGAGCCGGGCGGCGCGUUUAUCUUUUACGUUCCGCCAAAUGUAACGUCGCUAAAGCGCCGCCGUUUUGCUCAAAGUGUGAAUCCGGGGCUGUGCAAACGCAGGUCUCGGGGGUCUCCAGUUCAACGUUGUCGUUUAUUGAUCGGAGUCAGUUGUGUCAGACACCCCCCUCCGUUUUCACAAUAUAU
Messenger RNA from Scleropages formosus (Asian bonytongue), 2139 nucleotides. RefSeq names its product 5',3'-nucleotidase, mitochondrial (gene nt5m). The transcript has 5 exons. Lineage: Eukaryota; Metazoa; Chordata; Actinopteri; Osteoglossiformes; Osteoglossidae. Gene Ontology annotation, molecular function: 5'-nucleotidase activity. Gene Ontology annotation, cellular component: mitochondrion. Gene Ontology annotation, biological process: pyrimidine deoxyribonucleotide catabolic process. Bases 616 to 1302 code for a protein of 228 amino acids. The record is from RefSeq and is a predicted model, not a curated record.